UUCUCUUGAACUGCGCGAACGUGUUGCGCGCGUCGAAUAAAUAAAGUAAUAAUAUUUUCUCGCGCUUGUUUUGGUUGGCACACUGCGGGCCAAAAAAAAAGCAGCAACAACAAUUGGGAUUCUGUUAAUGCGUGUUUUAUAAUUUUAAUAUUUUUUUUAAACAAACCAACUAACUGUGUGCAGCUACGGCGGAAGCAUUGACAAGGAAAAAUUGACAACUUUGAUUUUUACGGCUUAAAUGUAGCCAUAAAAACAUUCGACGAAACGAAGCCUAACUGCUUUUUAUGAUCCCAACGACUAAUACCGCGACCGCGACCAAGAUAUUUCCCCCCUCCGACACGACCAUUUCAAGAGAUUUUACUCGAAACAUUGACAAUAAUUCAAUUGGACCAAAAUUGCUAAUGAAAUUGGACACCUCCGCAUUUGAGGGCCCACAGGCCUGAGGCCUGAGGCGCGUGGGCGGUGGCGCAACACUUGACACCUCUGAAACUGAAAUCGAUAUUGAUAUUGAUGCUCCACUGUCAUGUUGAGGCAUUGACCAAAGGCCCAAACCCCGCGUAGGAGUCCGCCGCUGCGCUGCGGCCAUGUGAGCAGCGCUCAUCUCUUACUCUCCUCUCAGACACAGACACAGACCCACAGACCAUAGCAUUGCUGGAGUACCAAUACGCCGGAAUCGGAGUACCAAGCGGAAAGCUAAAAUUCGCCCAAGAAGCGACAGCAGAGAAGACAGGCUCCACAUAACAUUUAGUAGAAAAUGGAGGGCAUCGAACAGGAUGCGAUGAUGCUGGAAGGCAGCGAGGAUCUGAUGUCCACAUCGGCAACCUCCACGAAUGGCAGCGACACAAAUGGUUGUGGUGGCAGGAAAUCGUCCAUUACAUCGCCGGAUCCCACAUCGUAUGUGGCCAAGGCGCGCGUAACGAAGCCUACGCCCCCGCCUCCAUCGAAGAAUCCGAUGCAGUUUGUCCAGAUCAAGCCGUGCAAUCUAUAUCAGACGGCCCAGCAGCAGCUGAAAAAGGCCGAGGAGGUCAAGAAGUUGAAGGAGGUGCAGAAAGAGGAACCCGAGGAGUGGCAGAAUAACCUUGACAAUUGGAAAUCGUCAAGGCGAAAACGUGUCGAGCACAUCAUCGAUCGAGUGGUGGAAACGAAGAAACUCGAGCUGGAGGAGCAUGAUCGGACGCGACGAAAAUCGAAGACAUUCACCGAAAUGAUGGAGGAGAGGGCCGAACGUGGUGGAUCCCGGGGUCGUGUGAAGCUCGCCUCCCUGGCCGUCUACAAUGAGGAUGAGGCGAACGACUUGAGCGACUUGGGCAUCGGCACGAGCAGUGCCAGCGGCAAGAGCAGUCUAUCCGAGGAUUACGACAAUAAUAGUGUAAUGAGCGACAAUGCCGCCGAGCUGGACAGGGCCAUUGGAGGAGCAGGCUCUGGCUCUGGGGCUGGCGCGGACGCUGCCUGUGCCUCUGGAGGAAGCGUCGAGGAGCAACAGAAUCAUAUCAACCGCAAUGGCAGCAAUGGAAACAACGGAGCCAGCUGCCAGCCCACCACAUCGAAGGCGGCCAGUGCGGGGGCCAUGCGGGAGUACAUCUCCUCGCCCGGCUACGACACAUCCUCGAGCACGGCGCCGGCCAGUUCGCCGGAUCCGUGCGAGUACACGUACGAGGGGGCGAUUCAGGACUAUAAGCAGCGUGUCCAACGGGCCAGCAGCAACGGCAAUGGCAAUGGCAGUGGCAAUGGGAAUGCCAAUGCCAAUGCCAACGGAAAGAUGAGCUCAUCCCCGUCCUCGAAUGGAGAGACGAUUGCCUAUCCGACGCGACGGGGAUCAAAGAUCGAGGAUCGGCUGAGCGGCUUCGAGGUGACCUCGCCCAGCGACACCCAGGAGGGUGUGGAGAAGCAGAAGGUGGAUGUGCCCAAGGUGGACAUAUCGAAGCGCAAGGAGAUGUUCGAGCAGGCCAAGUCGGGAGCCACCAAUGGUGCCGGAGCCGGAGCCCCACCCGUCGCCCCCAAGGUGGUGCUGCGCGAUCGCCUUACGAACGGCAACGGUGGAGCCUCGAACGGCUCGAAGCCGCAGGCCAAACAGGAGAUAAAGCGACUCUCCGGCGACAUUUCGAGCAUCCGGGAUCGGAUGCAGAGCCUGGAGCAGCAGCGGAACGCCUUCAACCACAGCAAGAGUGUGGAUGUGCCUGUGCCGCCGCUCAAGCAGCGCCUGAACAGCCUCCAGCAGUCCGUUACCAAAGAGGAUCAGCAGAAGAAGCCACCGCUGGUGGCCCUCAUAGAUGCCCGCCAGCUGGAGAUAAUGCGGGGCGAGGAGGAGCGCAUGCGACAACAACAGCAGCAGCAGCAGCAGCCACACCAGAAGUCGAAGCCGAAGCAACAACAGACCCCAGUCGCUGCUCCUCCUCCGCCAGCACUCAUCGUGGAGGAGCCCCCAGCCACACCCACGGGCACAGGCACAGCCACCAACGAUGACAGCGGCAUUCAGGAGGACACCAGCGAGGAACUGCAGCAGCAGCAGCUCCAACUGAACGCGGCCAUUGCCGCCUUGGCCAUCGAGGAACGACAGCUGGAGGAGGCUGCCAAUGCGGUCAACCAAAUCGAAGCGGAGUUCGAUGAGCUCACCGAUCUGAAUCCAUCGCCAUUGCCGCAGCAACAGGCACAGGCACAAGCACAGGCACAGGCACAGUCGUCAUCUGCUGCUCCAGCACCGUCUGCUGCCCCAUCUGCAGCUCCAACUCAAGCGGCUGCUCCUCCAUUGCGGGACAUGGAAUUUAGUAUCAACGAAGCUCUUGAAUUGGCGCUGGAAGCAAUCGAUCGAGAGGCCAUCACCACCACCACCACCACCAGCACUACCAGCAGCAGGAAAAUGGAAAAGCCCCAACAACAGCAGGAGCGUGAGGAGCAGUUAGAGCAAGAGGUGGAAGAGCCGCAGCAGCAGCAGGAGGAGAUCGAUCCAAAGGAGGAAGCCGACGACGAGGAGGAGGAGGAGGAGGAGCAGGAGACACAGACCACGACAGAGAUGCCAAAUAAAACCGAUGAGCAGAAGAGGAAGGAAGAGCGGGGAGAACGGGAGCCCAUCUACGAGAAUGUCAGCUCGACUAUAUCUAUGCACGAAGUAGAUAAUGAACAGAUAGCAACGAUGACGAAAUCCACACAGAUACAGAUACAGACACAGAUACAGACACAGACACCGAUAGAGACACAGAUACAGCAGGGCACACAAGCCUCGACGCGGAGGAGUCACAGGAGAAGCAUUCCAAAUAAACAAAUGAGCAACAGCCACAGCAACAGUAACAAUAACGAGAAUAAUCAAAAUACUAAUCAAAACAGCAGCAGCAACAACAGCAACAGCAAUCAAAACCAGAACAGCACCGGCAUCGGCAUCGGUAUCGGCGGAACAGCAGCAGCCCUAUCAUCCGAUCCAGAGCCCUACUAUCAAGUGCCGAAGGCAACGGAGCCCUACUACGAUGCCCCCAAACAUCUGCGUCCCAUUCCGGUGUACGAGAACAUCGACAUCUUCUACACGGGCCUGGAGCUCAGCCAGAGCUCGGGGGCCAUGCCGAUGGCAUCUAUGGAGCCGCCCAAGGAGAAGCCACCGCCGCCACCCACCGAGAGUCCGCCGCCAGUGCCCGUGGACGACGCCUCGCUGGGCCACGACGACGAGCUGGAUGGCCUGUGCAGCAGUCUGGGCCACAACACGGACACCUGGUCGUCGGACAACACCUACGAGACCAUCUCGAACGGGACGCGCCGUCAUAUGCAGUCGUCGCAGCUGGAGCCGGCCCAGCCCUCGCCGCCGAUCAAACGCAUGAACUCCACGAAGCGAAUCAAGAAGGAGCUGCGCAACAAGCGAUCCAGCUUCCUGGGCAUCGAGACGGACGGAGAUCUGGACGAUGUGGAGAGCUACCUGGAGCUGACUGUGGCCCCGCCGCCGGACAUGGCGCAGCUCCUGCAGGAGGAGCGACGCCUCGAGAAGCAGCUGUACAUCAAGGCGGGACUCUGUGAUAGUUCCGAUACAGGAGAGAGCCGCGACUCUGGGGUGUCGGAGAAUCAUUCCCGCCAGAGCAGCGAGCACUACACCAACUCCUCGGAGGAGAAUGACACCCAGUCGGAGGCGACGCCGCCGCCGCUGCCGCCUCCACCCGUGUCGGGACUGGGCGGCGAGAUUAUCUACCAGAAUGAGACCCUCCUGGCGGCCCAGACGCCACUACUGCAGACGGUGAAGGGCAACUCGGCCGAGUCCUGGACAGAAUCGGCAACGGCGGCGGCAGCGGCCACACAAUCGCUGAGCGAAGCCACGGCGACGGCCAAUGCCAAGAUGCAGUCCAUCGAGGAGAAGAUACGCGAGCAGGGGGAAGUGCUGCGGGUGGAGCGGGAACUAUUGCACUUUUCGCAGGAGGAACUAAAGCGACAGCGGGAGAACCUUUUGCUGCGCGAGAAUAUAGCCCGGCGGGAGCUGCAGCACGGGGCCAAGAUGCUGAUGUCCAACAACCGUCGCUCGCUCCAGGACCUGCACCAUGGCCUGGGCAUCGGCAACGGCAUGCUGAGUGCUUUCCAGCCGCCACAGCACCAACAGCAGUUGCAUCCACAUCAACCGCAUCCCCAGCAGAUCUACGCCAAUGUGCCACAACAGCAGCAGCAGCAGCAGCAGCAGCAACAGCAGCAACAACAGCAGCAGGCGGCGGCGAUGUAUGCGUACCAGCAGAUGGACACUGACUACCGCAAGUCCAUGUCUGACCUGAACGAGUUCUCCAGCCGGCUGAUGCUGGCGCCACCGACGCCGCCCACGAAACCACUGCGUGCCAUGCACAUAACCAACGGACAUGGCCUGGAGCCGGACUAUGCGGUGAGCACGCGGCAGCGCCAGAGCUCCGCCAAUGCUUAUGGCGGCUCGCUGGUGAAGAUUGCCGGUGCCCCAAUGGCGCCACGCCACUCUGGCGCCAGCUAUCCCACAGCCACUGCCGUCACAGCCUCAGCGGCCGCUGCCUACCAUCAUCAGUCCGCCCAGAAUUUGAGCAACAUGUCGAGGAACACACUCCUCGCCCUGAGUGCCACACCCAAGCCCAAGUACACCGAUGGGUGGGUGCAAGUGCAGCAGCGCAAGAGCUACGACAGCAACCUGGCCAACGAUCCGGCCUGGCUGUCCGCACAGCAGCAGAAGCGCAAGUCCAUGCCCGACUACAAUGGCGGGGCCAUCUAUAACAACAACCAUUGGCUGCUCCAGGAAGCGGAACAGCGACGCAUCGAGCAGCUGAACAGGAGAUCGAUGCCUGGCAACAAAUCGAAUGGCAAGCCCCUGCCCGACUCCAUCAUCCAAACGUUGACGGAGCGGGUGCAGAGCAAGGGCAUUGGAGAACGCAAGCGAUUCGAUGGCAAUGGCAAUUAUAGCCAAGUCAAUGGCAAUACCAAUGGCUACCAGCAGCAACAGCAGAAGCAGUCCAUCAUCACCAGCACGAGCAACACGAACAACAGCAACAGCAACGGCAACAACGGCAGCCAGGAGAAGGUGCUCAGCGUCAGUGGAAAGAAGAAGUGCUCUCAUUGCGGCGACGAAUUAGGUCGCGGGGCUGCCAUGAUCAUUGAAUCGCUGCUGCUGUUCUAUCACAUCAACUGCUUCAAGUGCUGCGUCUGCCACGUCCAGCUGGGCGACGGACUCAAUGGGACGGAUGUGCGAGUGCGCAACCACAAGCUCCACUGCCAGAACUGUUACUCCAGCGACGACGGCAUUAAGUUUAGCUGCGUUUAGGCCGCCACGUCUCAGGGCGUAAAGGGGAAUGGAGUGGGAAGGGUCCUGCCUGGACUAUAGAAUGAUUGUUGUUCUUGUUCUUGUUGCUAUUGCAACAUUGAUUGUUGUUGUUGUUGUUGUACUAUUACUAGGAACCUAAUGACCUAAUUCGUAUGUUCAUGUUGAGAACAAAGUCAAAUACAGAAUACAAAAAUGUUUCAGAAUAAUGUUAAUUGCAUCCAUAAAUAAGUACGAAAUUUUUUGAAUGUCUUUGCAUUGCUUUUUGAUUCAGAUUUUAACGUUUUAUAUACGAUAUUCUAUACGUACGUACGUACAUACUUACUUACAUACAUAUAUUAUAGUACAUACAUACAUGCAUAUAUACAUAUACAUAUGUAUGUUUGAAAAAGAAAAGCCAAGCUCUCUAAUGUUUUACGCAAAGUCAAAGUCAAAUUUCGAAAGCAUACGUAUAAGAUUUAUUGUGUGUUGAAAAUUAUGAAAAAAAAAACGAAGAAAACAAAAAAAUAAGUUCUAUGAACGUUGUUAAAAAUUUUUGAAAUUGUAUAUUGCUUAUAUAGCCCCCCCUACAUAGAAACAAAACUAAAUUGUACAUUAACUUCCCAACAAAUUCUGCAUAUUUGUGUAUCUUUUCAUAUUUCUGUGUACCAUCUAUCCCACACGCCCCAAUGCCUCAUGCCCCAGCCCUCAUAGCAUACCUAACGACGUAUCCAAUGUACCUAAAAUUAUAAACAAAAUACCCUUACACACACACGCAACACACUGACAUACAUAAGUACAUAAUAUUAUAUGCAUACGUACAUAUACAUACAUACUACAUACAUGAGAUGUGCAUAUAAGAAGGAACAAUUUAAUUUCUAAAUGUCGUUAUUCUUAUUUAUUGUAAUUAAGCAUAUAAAUCAAAAGCAUCGAUAUUCUACACACUUUCUGAAUUUUAUGAUUAACUUUUAAAACAGAUUGGCAUGAUACUACGAGUACUACGAGUACUAUGCCCAUAUGAAUCGUUUUUCUGUAUAAAAAGAACAUUUUGAAUUUCGCGUAGUUUUAUAAUAAAGUAUUUAAAAGAACAAACUGUCCA
Molecule: messenger RNA, 6812 nt
Organism: Drosophila obscura
Lineage: Eukaryota; Metazoa; Arthropoda; Insecta; Diptera; Drosophilidae
Gene: smash
Exons: 15
Coding region: 755-5737 (1660 amino acids)
Biological process (GO): positive regulation of stress fiber assembly; regulation of focal adhesion assembly
Cellular component (GO): stress fiber
Molecular function (GO): myosin II head/neck binding
Source: RefSeq, a predicted model, not a curated record